UCUAUAAUUUGUUUAAACAAGGCAAUUCAGAUCAGAUCAGAUCAUAACAAUCUAUGAUCGUAAGGAUCUGUCUGUGAUAACUAUCCAAUAUUUGUCUAUGUCCAUAGGUCUAUGUCUAUAUCCUACGAAGCCAUCAAAUAAGUAUUAAGCAAAAUGAGAAAAUAAGUUAUCCUUAAUAGAAUCACAGUAGAAUCAGGUAGAAUUAAAACUAAUGCCGUUUUUUACAGUACUCUACAGCAAUUCUGCAAUGCUAUAUAAUAUAAUAAUAAUACUGUAAUAUCGUAAUGGUAUAAUAUUCCACGUUCAUCAAGUGCAAGUAUUAAUGUAAGAUAAAAGUGUAAAAUAUUGUCUUACUAAAGUUAAAAUAAGUUUUAUUCAUUGAUCUGCACUUGCUCUGGGUAAUUAUUAAUAAUAAUCAUAUACUAAUAUAUGUAUAUAUUUAAAAUAGGAGAAAAGCUUGUAGCAUGGCAUACAAAGCAAGACUCCGAGGGUUUGAUGAUAUACUGCAAAAUGACAUAAUUGAUAUAAAGAAAUUGAAAGAGCUUGCAUUUAAUGGGAUUCCUGAUGAUCAAGGAAAAAGAGCUAUAUGUUGGAGGCUUUUGUUAAAUUAUCUUCCCCCUGAAAGAGCAAGCUGGACAGCAUUUUUAGCUCAAAAAAGAGAGCUGUACAAUCAUUUUAUCGAUGAAAUGAUUAUUAUACCUGGAAGUCAGUGUUCUGAAGGAGAUCAUCCUUUAAGUCUAAAUCCUGAUAGUAUGUGGCAAACGUUUUUUAAAGAUAAUGAAGUCCUACUGCAAAUUGAUAAAGAUGUAAGAAGGUUAUGUCCGGACAUUUCAUUUUUUCAACAACCAACUGACUUUCCUUGCAGUCAAAUUGUUAAUAGUAUGGAUGCAAAGAGGCUUCACAGACGAGUAGAGUUUAGUGUUCUUAAAAGUGCAAAUGUUGAAAGAAAAGGAUUAGGAAUUACAAAGAUAGCCCUGUCGUUGAAAAAAGCUAACGAAGAUUACGCACCAAUGGCAGAAGGCGAAGAGGCUCAUUGGGAGGUGGUAGAAAGAAUUCUAUUCCUAUAUGCAAAAUUGAAUCCAGGUCAAAGUUAUGUGCAAGGAAUGAAUGAAAUAUUAGGCCCAAUUUACUAUGCUUUUGCAUCAGAUCCUGAUCCCAACUACAGAGAGUAUGCCGAAGCUGAUAGUUUUUUCUGUUUCACAAAUCUAAUGUCAGAAAUAAGAGACUUUUUCAUAAAAAGUUUAGAUGAAACGGACUGUGGUAUAAAUAGCAUGAUGUCUCGAUUAUUAGUUCAACUUAAAAACAGCGAUUUGGAUAUUUGGCUAAAGUUUCAACAACUUGAAUUAAGGCCUCAAUACUAUAGUUUCAGAUGGUUAACGUUACUUUUAUCUCAAGAAUUCCCUUUACCGGACGUUUUAAGAAUUUGGGAUUCACUAUUUUCUGAUGAAAAUAGGUUCGAUUUUCUCAUUUACAUUUGCUGUGCCAUGAUAAUCAUUUUGAGAAAUCAACUUCUUUCUGGAGAUUUCCCUAGUUGUUUAAAAUUACUCCAGAAUUUUCCUCCAAUGGACAUACAAAUCAUUUUAAAUAAGGCCGUCGAACUUUCAAAACAGAAAGUAUGAUGUAUAUUAUCAGUUACUAUAAUACUUUUCAUAUGUUAAGGAUAAAAUUAAAAAAAUAAUACAGCUGAGUAAAUUAAGUUUGUACUUUCAUAUGUCCUUUU
This is a messenger RNA of Agrilus planipennis (emerald ash borer), 1720 nucleotides long. Its product is annotated as TBC1 domain family member 13. Bases 465 to 1619 code for a protein of 384 amino acids. Gene Ontology annotation, molecular function: GTPase activator activity. Lineage: Eukaryota; Metazoa; Arthropoda; Insecta; Coleoptera; Buprestidae. Gene Ontology annotation, biological process: activation of GTPase activity; intracellular protein transport. The record is from RefSeq and is a predicted model, not a curated record. The transcript has 7 exons.